AUGGACGUAAGUGGAGAGGUGGCCUUGCCGAAGCCCCACGGGACACCCGCUGCCACCACCACUACAACGUCGACGGCCAGGCGGCUGGUGGACUUCUUCGCCGUGCUGCCGCCCGAGCUGGCGCUGUACGUGGUCUCCUUCUUGGGCCACCACGAGCUGUGCAUGCUCGCCCGGGUGUGCCACCUGUGCCGCGGCCUCAGCUACGACGACGAGAACUGGCGGCAGCUCUACAUUCGGACGUGGGCGCUACGCAGCACCAGUCGCGCCGAGGUGCAGCUGCCCCUAGAUCGCAAGAUGCUCGAGUGGGAAUAUUGCUCGAUCGAUGUCAACGCGAAAGACGAGGAGGAGGAGCAAGGAGGAGGAGGACAGGAGGAGAAGACUGCUGCCGGCAGCGACGGCGACGGCGACGGCGACCCGAACGAUGAUACGGACACGGCGAUGGACACGGACACCACGGGCACGGAGGCAGAGAAGGCGCACACGAAGACGCCUCCGCCGCCCAGGUCACCAAUACAAGUGCUCGGCAGGGGCAAGUACAAGGACAAGAAGCUGAUCAUUCCAGCCACCGCGCGGAAAUGGCUGUCGUGGGGCCACAUCCUCCAGAAGAAGGUCGACGAGCUGCGCAACCAGCGGAUGGAGGAAAAGAAGGCGGGCGCGGAGCGAACGGUCGAAUACUUGAAGCAAAAAAGUCGGUUUCACGAGACGGUCACCCGAUUGCUGGUGAUUGCGUGCGAGGAGUAUGCCUCGGCGGCCAGCGUGGCCUCUACGUCACCCAAGGACGACACGACACUCAGCACCCUCUAUGUGUCGACCAAUAAUUGGGGCAUUUCGCUGACGGAGCUGGCGAGGAUGAAGCACGGACCCGUAGCUGACAUGUACCGCCACCCUCGUCUCCCAACUCAUCCAUGCCUCUCCCUCCAUAAUCGAUAA
Molecule: messenger RNA, 930 nt
Organism: Acanthamoeba castellanii str. Neff
Lineage: Eukaryota; Discosea; Longamoebia; Acanthamoebidae
Product: Fbox domain containing protein
Exons: 6
Coding region: 1-930 (309 amino acids)
Molecular function (GO): protein binding
Source: RefSeq, a predicted model, not a curated record